GUACCUAAUCACCUACGAUCGGUUCCGGUUCCUCGCAUCUCCAGGCGGUCUCGCAGCAUGUCAUUCAACCGUAUCCUUGCUCUUUCUCUCAGCUGGCAUAUGAAAUGCAAUACUGGCGAGCUGCUCCGUAUUCUCGAUAAAGGAAGCGCAAUAAACCGUGUUAGCGAGCUUAUUUGGUUCAUGGUGAUUCCUGCACUCGUGGAUAUAUGUGCUGCGCACGUCGUGUUUAUUGUGAGAUUCGAACCUGCGUUGGGCGUUGUGGUUAGAGUCGUGAUGGAAAGUUAUAUCUGGGCGAAUAUCACGCUUACGAGCUAUGUGUGGUGAGUGCUCAGUGCUGCUUCGUUCUGUCUAUGAUUAUGAAGUGGAUCAUAAUUGCACGCAUGCUCAGGUCACGCGUUGGAUCUAUACGGAUUGUCUCCUUAAUUACGAGACUGUCGAGUAUUUCGGUGGGGAGAGUACGAGACGCAGAGGUAUACAGAGGCUAUUGGGGAGUAUCAGAG
Molecule: messenger RNA, 500 nt
Organism: Suillus subaureus
Lineage: Eukaryota; Fungi; Basidiomycota; Agaricomycetes; Boletales; Suillaceae
Exons: 1
Coding region: 58-324 (88 amino acids)
Cellular component (GO): membrane
Molecular function (GO): ATP binding
Source: RefSeq, a predicted model, not a curated record